AUGUGCAGGUUUCACUUCCAGGACUUGUGUGUGAGAGGCGAGUCAUCCGAGGCUUUCGGGGUGAACCCAGUCUUCCUUCCGUCGUCCUCGCUGUACAACGCCAAUGCUGCUGCCAACAUGACCGCCUACACCAACGAAACAUUUGCCAAUCCCUUUGAGCUCAACGCCAAGGGGUUGCCAUAUGGCUUUCAGCAGCUGCCUGGCAGCAGCCGCUUCCCGCUGGUGUUUGAUGUGAAUCUGGACAACGGGGCAGCAACACGGCGGCUGCAGUACCUGGUGGACGGGUUCUUCGUGGACAACUACACGCGCAGCAUCGACGUUGUUCUUAUCACUCGCAACGGUGAGGGGCAACGGUGGUGA
Molecule: messenger RNA, 360 nt
Organism: Closterium sp. NIES-65
Lineage: Eukaryota; Viridiplantae; Streptophyta; Zygnematophyceae; Desmidiales; Closteriaceae
Source: the annotation of a GenBank genome assembly